This is a messenger RNA of Platichthys flesus (European flounder), 4546 nucleotides long. It is a transcript of the gene igfbp5b, whose product is annotated as insulin-like growth factor binding protein 5b. The coding region runs from base 445 to 1248 and encodes 267 amino acids. Gene Ontology annotation, biological process: regulation of insulin-like growth factor receptor signaling pathway. Gene Ontology annotation, molecular function: fibronectin binding; insulin-like growth factor II binding; insulin-like growth factor I binding. NCBI's taxonomy places the organism in Eukaryota, Metazoa, Chordata, Actinopteri, Pleuronectiformes, Pleuronectidae. The transcript is spliced from 4 exons. The record is from RefSeq and is a predicted model, not a curated record. Gene Ontology annotation, cellular component: extracellular region.
UUUUUUAAAACGCAAGGCAGCUCUCAAGUUGAUCAGUCUGCUCAGGAAAACCUCUGGUGCUGGAGAAAGUAUUGGGAGUGCAAGCUGAAGGGCGAGAGAAGUUGAGAUUUCCUGCAAAGAAAUUGUUUUGCUCCCGCAGAGGACCACAUAUAUCUCGUUUGUGGGGGGGUGAAGAAGCUGCACAUAUAUUUUAAAUUUGCCCAUUUGAACAAAUUUUGUGUUGAUUUUUUUGCACGGUGCACAGAUCAUUAUUUUUAAUUUUUUUGUAUUUUUCCUUCAUAGAUAGCAACACUCCUGGAUAAAGACUCUUGGCUUUAGCUUUUAAAAAUCGGAUUAUCUGACUGAGGCAUUGUGUUCAUUAGACCAGACUACUUUUUUUUUUUUUUUUUCGCCUCCUCCUCUUCGCAUUUCAGCUGUAUGCUCUAACUGCAGCGAGCACCAACAAUGAUUCUGAGUUUCUGCCUCCUGGUGACAUUUAUCUUGGGGCUGUCCGGCUGCUUGGGCUCGUACGUGCCGUGCGAGCCCUGCGACCAGAAGGCGCUGUCCAUGUGCCCCCCGGUGCCGAUCGGCUGCCAGCUGGUCAAGGAGCCCGGCUGCGGCUGCUGCCUAACGUGCGCCCUGUCCGAGGGGCAGGCGUGCGGCGUGUACACGGGGACGUGCACCCAGGGCCUCCGCUGCCUGCCGAGGAGCGGGGAGGAGAAGCCCCUGCACGCCCUGCUCCACGGCAGGGGAGUGUGCACCAACGAGAAAGGAUACAAACCCGCUCACCCGCCAAUAGAUCGCGAGUCACGGGAGCACGACGACACCAUGACCACAGAGAUUACAGAGGAGCUCCAGCCCGCGAAAGUGCCACUCCUUCCUAAAGACAUUGUGGUCAGUAAAAAAGCCCACGCCAUGCGCAAGGAGAUGAAGAGGAAUAAGGGCAAGCAGCGCUCCAUGGGCUCCCCCAUGGACUACUCCCCUCUGCCCAUCGACAAGCAUGAGCCGGAAUUUGGUCCAUGCAGAAGAAAACUGGAUGGGAUCAUUCAGGGGAUGAAGGACACUUCUCGUGUCAUGGCUCUGUCUCUGUACCUCCCCAACUGUGACAGAAAAGGAUUCUUCAAGCGCAAGCAGUGCAAACCAUCUCGUGGCCGCAAACGAGGCAUCUGCUGGUGCGUGGACAAGUACGGCGUCCAGCUCCCGGGGACAGACUACAGCGGCGGGGACAUUCAGUGUAAAGACCUGGAGAGCAGCAACAACAACGAGUGAAACAAGAGAGAGAGGACCAACCCACGUCCCCCCCCUUAUCCCCCCCUUGUCCCACCUAAACGACCACUUGACCCGGGGUCCACGCCUCCUUCUCCGAAUCACACCUGUAUGCUCCGCCCUCCGCUCACCUCGAGAUUCUUUGUUUUUUCAAAUUGGAGAAAGAAAAGAUCCAAAACGAAAGAACAGGCUGAAAAAAGGACACCUGUAUUUUUUUUAUUUUUUUUCCUGUUUCUUUUCUGUUGUUGACCAAGCACUCAUCUUCGAAAUGGGGGGGGGGGGGGGGGUCCCAGGAGAUUGAAAUAGAUCCCUUGACUAUUGCAAGCGGGGACCCCUUGAGCCGGGGCGCCCCCCUGAUUGCAGAUCCAUGAAAAUAUAUGCACUCAAUGGAUAUAUUUUUUAUAGAACCUGGGGGGUUUCAGUACAACACUUUGUAUGAUGUUCAACAAUAAUUAACACAAAAAAAAAUCCUUAUUGAAGGUAGACAAAGCGUCAGGCACAUUGACGCGAUGCUUCCGUGGAGCUGACAAAUUGGCCGUCGAGGACGAAACGAGGCGAUAGGGAUUGGCUGUAACAGUUGACUCUAUCUGGGUGUGUGGUUCUGUCAGAGCACUUAUUAUGAAAUGAGGGAGGGGGGGGCGGGGGGGACCUGCUUAGAUGUGUGUGUGUUAGAUAACUUCACAAAAAAACGAUGCAUGCAUGAAUGUGUGUAUGUGUGUAUACAGUGGGAGUGCGUGGUGUGUAUCGGCCUCUAUGUUGGCGUAUGACGGAGUGAGCCUAUUACGAAAAAAAAAGAAAAUGGAAUGUCCUAAUUUCUCUCUCUCUCUCUCUCUCUCUUUGGUUUUGUCACGAGUAUCGGUAGCGCUCCACGUGGUCUUGGGGGCCGGCCUCUUUCUCUUAUUAUUGUUAAAGUACGUCUCGGGACACGGAGCGUUCACCGAACAAAACGAGUGCACGGAAUUCGUCACGGAUGAACCCGCGUGGAAAGUGGCUCUUCGACAAUGUAGCUAGCCUGAUAUGCCAACUGUGCCUAUUAGAACAGACAAUGCCAUGCGGGGCGACACAGAGCUCGGAGAGCGCCGCCCUGCUGGUGAGAGAAAGAUUUUUUUGUUCAGCCGAGGCGACGACCGGACUCAAGUUUGACGUUCGAUUCCUUUUCGGGGGUGGGGGGGGGGGGGGGCUCAGCGCGGGAAAAAAAUCCAAACUUGCCAGUCGGGUGCGGCGGCUUCUCUGAUCCAGUUGUGUGAAGUGUAGUUUUGUAUGGUUUUUUGUUUGUGCUGUUUUCUUUGCCUUCAGUGAAGUAAAGACCGCCCACUUUUGAGCCAUGUUCCUUUUUAUCGAGUGGUUUCCCCUCAGUACUGCUACUACAGUGUAACCAUGGUGUAUUACGUUACUUUUUAAAUAUAGUUAUUGAAUGUUGUUGUUUUUUUUUCCUGUAGAAACAACGUAUGACAACGAUAUAAUUGUGCUUUGGGGGAAAAAAAAACAAAACAGAUUUGUUUAGCCUGUAAAGAAUUUGAGUAGGACCUCGCGGCCUGUCAGGAGAGUCACUCGACGGACAGGACAGUCCAAGAAGCUAACCCUCUGGAACCCUUCUGCUCCCCCGCCUCCAGUAAAACAGGUUCUCCACCUGCGUUAGAGGAGGAGCACGAGGAGAACACACACAAACAAACGUGACAGGUUGAUACAGGGUCAUUAAAGUAGAGUUGUUCUCUCUCUGUGUGCAAAUCACAGUGCCUUCCUACAUGCAUAUACAGUAAAUAGUGACGUGAAAGUGACACGGAUAUGACACGGUGGAACAACUCGGUUCGUCAGACUGACCCCCCCCGCCCCCCCCCCCCGCCAGGGCCGAUACUUGACACGAGGACAAAGAGACUCGAGGGUUAGUUCUGAUUAAGAGAACAACUAAUGAAUGUGGUGGGUCUUGUAUAUGUCACCCUAGGGGCGACUCUGGAUGAGAACGAGGUGUGAGGAACCGCUGCGUACCCCCCCCCCCCCCCCCUCUUUCUUUGACAACCAAUAAGCUAGGGUUCUCGCGUUUUUUCAUGUGAAUGCCAAUGUAUAUGAUUGCCAGAGAUGGGGAAGCCUGUUCGUGAGGGCAGAGCGACCAUUUUCCUUUGCUGCAACAAAAAGGGAAAAAACAAAGGAACGGCGACCGGUUGUGAACACAUGGUCACGGUUCCUCGCCCCCCCUCGUCCAACACCAAACCCCCCCCCCCCCCCACUACCACUUUCAAGAAAAACAAAAAAAAAAAAAAGCAGCUUGCACUUAUUUCAGUUACUCACUAUUGAUAUUGACACACAACGACGUCCUAAGAUGUGGGAUCAUGAAGUUAGUGGAACAAAUUGUAAAAUAAAAAAAAUAACUGAAAAAAAAUAUACAGCCACAGAAGCUAAAUGUUGUGUUAUCUCGUGCUGGCCUUGUAAAGGCGGUGCUUCGAGGAAAUGUUUGUUGACAGGGGCUGUGCGGCCCAUGCCUGGGACCUCCACUACACAAGCAUCUUUUAGGGCAACUUUAGAUUAAACAGUAACAUGCAGCUAGAGAUGUCCUCGUGGCGUCUUGAGAGGAGAGAGGAGAGGCGAAGAGGAGGAGGAGGAGGAGCGGGCGCCACGGGCCCGGUGGUCAUGAUCAGGGCAUUGCCACUUCUCCGACACGGGGUCACCGGCUGCAUGAUAUUAGAUACAGCUAGCACGACGGUUAUCAGGUCUCAGAGGCACUGAAAUCUGGGGAAUACAAUACUGCAACCAGGAGGAGAAUUGAUCAAGUUACCUCUUUGACUGGGAGACGCUCACACAUCUGAUAUCUGGGAUCUUUCGAUGUUUCCGGAUCAGUCAAGGGUGUGAAUACUUCUCCUGUACCCCCCCCCCCCCCCCCCCCCACAGACACACACACACCUGCUUGCGAGUAGUGACUUCCUCAGUUUUCUUGUCUCCUUCCUGGUUUGAACUCAUAUUCACAUUUCAUACUUCAGUAGUACAGUAAUGACAGAACAGCUUUUUUCUGAAUACAUAACACUUUUUUUGGAUGUAACGAGUCAACACAAUUGGUUUUCAUAAUUAGGUGUUCACUGGCUUGUGACAUUGACCCAUCGGUGGCAGGAGGAUAGUGGGAAAUAAAAUGGUCAGUAUUUGGAAACUACAUAAGGCGAAAUAAAAAAUAAAGACAAAAAAUCUCAAAUUAUUAAGUGAAUAUCACUGUGUAAUAUUUAUUCAACUUGUAAUUUAUGUACUCUUUUAACCUUUGUCUUUUUUUGUUAUGACAAAGCAUUUAUUUAAAUAAAGUUACGUAUUCAUUUAAAAA